AUGAUAUAUUUAUAUGAAACUCAAGUUUUAUUUACUCUAUGCAAGGGAAACACACAACAAGUGAAUCAAAUCUAUUCGGUAAAUAGUAGUGGGUAUUUAAAUAGUAUAAAUGGAAAAGAACAACAAUCACCUUCGGUUUCCUCUACUUCCUUGAAUAGUAGUGGAACCAACAAUAGUCCAUACCAACAACAACCAAAUCAACAACAAAUGGUGCCUACAUUUACACCUUCACCCAUUCUAUAUAUGACACCAAUGGCACCGAUUGACUAUGGUUAUCCUGAUGAUAUGCUCGACGAUGGACGAAGCGAUAAUCAACAUCCACCAUCACCUUCGAACCUCUCUUGUAUGAACAGUCCGGUAUUCAGUGACGAUGGUACAGUUCCUGAUGUUCUUAUUAGCGAUCUCGAAGUGAUUUACGGUACCUCCACAUUUCAGGGUACCAGAAGAUACAUGGAAGAUAGACACAAGAUUAAAACAGAAUUGGAUAACAAUCCCUCGAUUUCAUUGUUUGGCGUGUUCGAUGGGCAUGGUGGUGACAAAUGUGCCAACUUUGUCAAGAAACGAAUCACUCAGAUAACCAAUAAAUUUAUUAAAGAGAAUAAAACUUGUUACUCGAGUAAGAACACUGGCUCUGCAAAGUCGCCAGGCAUGUAUGAGAGUCCACACUGGAAGAAAUCAAGUAGUCUCAGUCGAAACGAACAACAAAACGAGACUCAAAAUCGUAGUGAUCUACUACAGACUGCGCUAUACAAUACAUUCAUGACACUCGAUAGUCGCUACAGUAAGAAGUAUCGAUCAAAGAACGAAUCUGGAACCACGAGUCUUGUUGCGCUGUUGUCUACCCCACCCAAUGCUCCACCUCUACUGGUAGUCGCCAAUGCCGGUGACUCUAGAGGUGUUCUCUGUAGAAGUGGCAAAGCAGUUGCCUUGUCAUUCGACCACAAACCAGGCAAUCCCAAAGAGAAACAACGUAUCACCACUUCUGGUGGCAAAAUAGAUUGGGAUUACAACGAAAGAAUAUGGAGAGUGGCCGGUAUUCUCAGUGUUUCCAGAGGAAUUGGUGAUAUUCCUUUGAAGAAAUGGGUCAUUCCCGAUCCAGAGUUUGUAGUCAUUCCACUCAAGGGUGUAACAAAGUGCUACAGUCGUAGCAAUCGUGGCGGAUCUCAAGGUUGCUCGCCCUCUAGAAUGUUCUCCUCACCACUAUCCUCUCGUAACUCUUCGCCAUUCCGUGGAAGUCCAAAGAGAACUCAAUCGUCGUUGCUAUUCGGCAAGAAUCGCACUUCCUCACCACAGGGAUUCGGUUUGAUGCCAACCGAUGAAGACACACCAAUGUCCAUCAAUAACUCUAUGAGCGACAGUCCACAAGAUUCACAAGUGGUUCCACCACCUCUUAUACUAAACAAUAUCAAAAUACACCAACAACCAGCGAGCAAACGUUACAGUCAACAAUUCAAUAGCAUCAGUAGUUUCAGCAACAGAUCGAGCUCACUGAGAAAAAUGAAUUACAAUCCACUCUCAUCGUCACUGGGUGCAGGCAAUGUCAAUCAAAUGACAACCCCAGCGCCACAAGAGAUUGAUCAAUACUUUGUUUUGGCAACCGAUGGUAUUUGGGAUGUGUUUAGCAAUCAAGAGUUGGUAGACUACAUCAACAAGCUGAUAGAGGAUUACUACGUAUCGAAACAAUUGGAUUGGGAUCCAUAUGACAUUGCCAAACGUGUUUCAAUGGAAGCAUUUACUCGUGGAAGUGGUGAUAAUAGUACUGUCAUCAUUGUCAAAUUAAAUUGGAAAUGA
Messenger RNA from Heterostelium album PN500, 1791 nucleotides. RefSeq names its product PP2C family serine/threonine-protein phosphatase. The transcript is spliced from 3 exons. The record is from RefSeq and is a predicted model, not a curated record. Lineage: Eukaryota; Evosea; Eumycetozoa; Acytosteliales; Acytosteliaceae. Gene Ontology annotation, biological process: protein dephosphorylation. The coding region runs from base 1 to 1791 and encodes 596 amino acids. Gene Ontology annotation, molecular function: cation binding; protein serine/threonine phosphatase activity.